Messenger RNA from Ogataea parapolymorpha DL-1, 1623 nucleotides. Its product is annotated as Protein of unknown function, copurifies with late Golgi vesicles containing the v-SNARE Tlg2p. The transcript has a single exon. Gene Ontology annotation, cellular component: membrane; Golgi apparatus. Gene Ontology annotation, biological process: retrograde transport, endosome to Golgi. Lineage: Eukaryota; Fungi; Ascomycota; Pichiomycetes; Pichiales; Pichiaceae. The coding region runs from base 1 to 1623 and encodes 540 amino acids. The record is from RefSeq and is a predicted model, not a curated record.
AUGCUCCUUACGUUUUUGCUGCUGGCCGUCGCGUGCGUGGCCGAAAAGGUCGAAUUGACCUCGUCUGCAGCAGAAUAUUGCACAGGAAUGUACUCGAAGCAGGACUGGGGCGGGCCGGUCGACCCGUUCAUCAAGGUCGACGUCAAGAGGUUUGGCUCGGACGACGCCUCCCACAGCCCGCUCUCGCUCAUCGUGUUCGAGUAUAGAGACCUCGACUACAUCGGUGUGCACGACAACCACACAGGAAAAACCCACUACGUGUGCACGCCGGAACUCGUGCAGGAGGCGCAGUGUUCCAGCGACCAGCUCGACCAGUUUAUCGUGCUGUCCAACACAUCCGGCUCGAAUCUGAUCAGCACUGCACAGCUCACAGAGCUCGGCACAAACGGCUACAGUUACCACGUUGCCAACACAGGCUACUAUUGCGUCGCCGUGCACGCCCCGAAACAUUCUGGCUCGGACUCGUUCAGCGUGAUAGUCAACUUCCACAACGCUUACGGCAAUUUGCCCGCGUCGGAGAUCCCGAAACUGCCGCUGUACGGGCUUCUGGCCGUCGUCUACGCCGUCUGUUUGAGUGUGUACCUGUUCCAGGUGUUCAAACACCGGUCGGAGCUGCUGUUGCUGCAGAAGUAUCUGGCCGGCUUCUUCGUGUUUCUCACCGUCGAAAACAUCCUUGUGUGGUCGCUGUACGACGUGGAAAACAACAACAAGAAAUUCCCGAUCCCCGACGGCAUCAAGUUCUACAUUUCGUUCGUGUCAAUGCUGAACGCGUUCCGGAUCUCUUUCUCGCUGUUCCUGCUGCUGAUCAUCUCACUCGGCUACGGCGUCGUGUAUCCGAAGCUGCAGCGCAACGUGAUGAAUAAGUGCAAGCUGCUGGCGGCGGCGCACUUCGUCGUCAGCACCGUCUACGUCUGGUUCUCGUACUACUCGAGCCAGGUCCAGCCGUCCAACACCACCACGAACACGUCCAAGGCGUCCAGCACGAUCGAGUCGAACUCGUGGCUCGUGAUCGCGGUCACGUUGCCGCUGGCCGUCCUGCUGGUGGUCUUCUACUUCCUGAUCCUCUCGUCCCUGCAGAAGACUGUCAAGCUGCUCGCCGAGAAAAAACAAAUCGUCAAGCUCAAAAUGUACAGAAACCUGUUCAAGUUGAUUUUUUUCUCGAUGCUGCUCAUGCUGUUUGCGCUCAUCAUCAACAUCGUUCUCGUCUUCAACGACUCGCUCACAGAGUCGAUCGAGCGACUGUGGAAGUUCAGCGACGUUCUCACAGACUUCUGGCCCGCCUGUAUCUAUUUCAUUGUGUUUAUCGGGCUGGCCAUCAUCUGGCGACCAACAGACUCGUCGUAUUUGCUUGCUGCGUCUUCGCAAAUUCCUACAACCGACAACGGCGAAAUCGACCCCGAGGAGCCGCAGGAAAUCUACAACAAUCUGGAUCAGUUCGGCAACGAGUUUGAGUUUGACGACCUGCGCAGUCUGGACAGCGACAAUCCGUUUGACGACCGCGCAGCUACCGAGCACAGCCCGGAAGACCCGUUCCGGGACCCGGAACACAAACCGGACAGCGACCACUUCAAGAUAGACGACGAGGAUGAGCACGAGGUGCCGAGGGAGGACAAGAAUAAAUAG